Molecule: messenger RNA, 3525 nt
Organism: Podarcis lilfordi (Lilford's wall lizard)
Lineage: Eukaryota; Metazoa; Chordata; Lepidosauria; Squamata; Lacertidae
Source: the annotation of a GenBank genome assembly
GAGCCGAGAGCUUCUAGCGAAUCGAGCCAGGGGGAGCCCCAGGCAGGGCGGGCGGGGGAAGGGAACGCAGCGUCUCCCGCGGGCACAGCCAGGGGGAACCCCAGGCCAGCGCCCACCCCGUCGACCCCCGCUCCUCUUGCCGCCCCACGGGCGCCGUAGCCCCCGGCCCAGCGCCCCCCCCCCCGCGCCCCCAUGGCAGCGGCCAAGGCCGAGAUGCAGCUUCUGCCCUCGCUGCAGAUGGCCGAUCCCUUCGGCUCCUUCCCGCACUCGCCGCCCACCAUGGACUCCAACUACCCCAAGCUCGAGGAGAUCAUGCUGCUGGCCGGAGCCGGCUCGCAGUUCCUCAGCCCCGGCGGCGGCGGCAGCGAGAGCGGCGGCGCCGGAGGAGCAGGAGGCAACGGCAGCUUCAACCCCUCGGGCGAAGGCGGAGAGCAGUCCUACGAGCACCUCGCUGCAGGUAGGCAGAGGCACGUCCCGGAAUGGGGGGGCAGAGGGGCAGCCCUCCACCCCGUCGGGCAGGGGACUCCGCUACCCUGAGUGCGCGCGGGGAGGGAGGGGGAUUCUCCGACGUGCGUCACCCGCCCGGGCCAGGUAGCUCCGGCAGCUGGAGCCGCGCCAGGCGCUGCAAGAUGUAGCGCUCCAUCCUUCCAGAGCCCUGGGGGAGGGAGGGGAGUCCCCGAAGUGGGGCCGACCAGGCGAGCGCGAUGCCCCGAGAUGAUCAGCUAGCUGGGGGGUGGCAGCUGUGGCUCCGAUGCCUGCCUGCCUGCUUGCAUGCUUGCCUUUGGGGUGGCGAUGGACGGAGGAGGAGGCGGCGCUGUGGGGACUUACCUUGGGCCGCUUUUCUCUCGGCAGACACUUUCCCCGACAUCUCCCUGAGCGGCGACAAGCCCUUGGCGGUGGAGACCAGCUACCCGAGCCAGACCACCCGCCUGCCGCCCAUCACCUACACGGGUCGCUUCUCCUUGGAGCCGGCGCCUGGCAGCGGGGGCAGCACCCCUCUGUGGCCGGAGCCUCUCUUCAGCCUGGUCAGCGGCCUGGUGGGCAUGGCCACCCCGCCCGCCACCUCCGCCGCGGCGCCGCCGGCGUCCUCCGCCUCGCCGUCCAUCCCGUCGUCGUCGUCCGCCUCGCCCAGCCCGGCGCUAAGCUGCUCGGUGCAAGGCAGCGACUCGAGCCCCAUCUACUCGGCGGCGCCCACCUUCCCAGCCCCUGGCGGGGCCGACCUCUUCCCGGAGCAGCCCUUCGCCAGCCCGUCGGGGGGCUCGCUGUCCUUCCCGCCUCCGGCUUACCCGACGGGCAAGAGCACCUUCCAGCUCCCCAUCAUCCCGGACUACCUCUUCCCGCCGCAGCAGCAGCAGCCAGGGGGCGACCUGGGCCUGGGCUCGGCGGAGCAGAAGCCUUUCCCGAGCCCGCAGCCGUCGCUGACGCCGCUGUCCACCAUCAAAGCCUUUGCCACGCAGAGUAACGGGGGCGGCGGCGGCUCGACGGCGGAGCCCAAGAGCAGCCUCCCGGGGUCGUACCAGGCGCAGCUGGUCAAGCCCAGCCGCAUGCGCAAGUACCCCAACCGGCCCAGCAAGACCCCUCCCCACGAGCGGCCCUACGCCUGCCCCGUCGAGUCGUGCGACCGCCGCUUUUCGCGCUCCGACGAGCUGACGCGCCACAUCCGCAUCCACACGGGCCAGAAGCCCUUCCAGUGCCGCAUCUGCAUGCGCAACUUCAGCCGCAGCGACCACCUCACCACGCACAUCCGCACCCACACGGGAGAGAAGCCCUUCGCCUGCGACAUCUGCGGGCGCAAGUUCGCGCGCAGCGACGAGCGCAAGCGCCACACCAAGAUCCACCUGCGCCAGAAGGACAAGAAGGCCGCCGACAAGGGACACGCCGCUGCCGUCGCGGCCGCCCCGACGGCACCUUCCGUGGCCGCCUCCCCGCUGGCGCCCUACUCCGCCUCGCCCGCCUCCUACCCGUCCCCCGCCUCCUCCUACCCCUCGCCGGGGCCGGCCUCCUACUCUCCCCCCGUGACGUCCUAUGCCUCUCCCGUGACUUCAUACGCCUCCCCCGUGACGUCGCCCUUCCCCUCCUUCCCCUCGCCCUCGGUGGCCACCAGCUACGCUUCCAUGGCCUCCUCCACCUUCCAGAGCCAGGCGGCGGCCACCCCGUUCCCAUCCCCCGGUGGCCUCGGCAGCCCCUUCGGCUCCCAAGUGACUUCUGCACUUUCUGACAUGGCCUCCACUUUCUCGCCCAGGACAAUCGAGAUCUGCUGAGAGGAGAAAAGGGGGCAAGGGGGGGACACACACAACCACCACCAAGACUUUCGCGACCCCCACCCACCCCGUCUAGGUAGGGUGGGGUGCUGAUAACGAAUCUUCCUCCGGCACUUGGUGGAGGAACAGUGGACUCCCUCGCAAGCCAACCCGGCCCCCCAGCUUUCCAGCAGCCGGGGGGGUGGGCUGGGGUUGGGACUUAUCUUUCAACUUCAACUGCCUGAAGACACAAGCUCCCUGACACUGGACACCGGAGUUCCUCUCCACUUCUGUUCUGCAUGGACGAGAGAGGUCUUUUUUCUUCCACGAUGAUUUCCCCCCAGCCCGCAAUUCAUUCCUUAGGGGGGAGCAAUGGGACUUUGGGGAAAAAAUCCAUGCAUAGACAAUGUAAUAUUGUAUUAUGUGCCAUGGCUUUGCUUUCCUUCUGGGUUCUUGACGUGAACAACCUCUUUGCAUAUUCAUAUUGCGUUCUUUGGAGUACAAAGGGCCAUCUCUCGCGCGCUCUUUCUUUUUUGUAUAAAUGGUAAUUUUUCGCUCUUUUCGUGACGACAAAGCUGUACUGGGUUUUACAACUUGUUUUGGGGGGUGGGAUGGGGGAGGAAACAAACAAACAAAAAAAGCAGCACUUAACUAUGUAUUUGAGCAUGUCAACAGAGUGUGAUGUUCUUUGUAAAUAUCACCUAGAGGAUGAAACACUCUCGCGUGGCGAAAAGUUUUCGUUUGGUUUGAUUUGUUGUUUUUCCUUUUGAGAACAAAAAAACAAAACACGUCCCAAGUCUUGGUGCCUUGUUGUGAAGCCCUGCUGACGUCAUGCAACUCUGCGAUUGGAUGCUUUGCAUCUAGCCUUAAGGUGAAAAAAGGGAAAGUGGGGGGAAGGGGACUCUAAGGCUCAAACACACACACACGAAAAAGGGGAAAGGAGCCGGGAGACAGAAUGUAAGCAAAAAAGCAAAACAAAGCAAAACAAAACCCCGAACUUCUCAAAAAGUCUAUUUUUGUUACAGAAGUGUAAAAUUUAUAAAUAUAUUCAGCAGUUGGAAUGUUGUAGUUACCUACUGAGUAGGCAGCAAUUUUUUGUAUGUUAUGAACAUGCGGUUCAUUAUUUUUGUGGUUUUAUUUUUGACUUUGUACUUGUGUUUGUUUAAACAAAGGUGACUGUUUGGCUUAUAAACACAUUGAAUGCGCUUUACUGCCAAUGGGAUAUUUGGUGUACAAUACCCUCUGGAAAAGUCAAUAAAAAAUAUCGAGAGACCAGCAGUCAGGC